AUGAGGGCAUGGCGCCGGCAGACGGUGCGCCGCCGCGCUGCGGCCCCGCCGCUCCGGCGCGUGCACGUCCACCGCGUCACCGUGAUCCCGUUCGACGAGGAGGAGGCGGGGCCUCACGCCAGGCUCGGUCCCGCGCUGCGCGAGUUCCUGGACGGUGCCGCGCCCAGGGACGCCGGGCUGCGCGAGUGGCUGUGCCGGGCGCUGCCUGGCGACGUGGCAGGCGGCCCCUUCUCCAGAGAUGGGCUCCUGGAGGCGCUGCGCGCGCUGAGGUGGCUGCACGAAAGAGGCGCGCCCGCGGACGAGCUGGACGGGCACUGGGAGACUCUGGCUGGCGCCACCCAGGACCAGGUCGCCUGCCUGCUGCCGCCGGACCUGGCCGAGGCGUGCCAGGCCUUGGCGUUCUGCGAGCGGCGCUAUCCCGAGCUCGUGCGGCUGCUGAGCCAGCACAUACGGCGCCUCAACCGCUCCUUCGGCUCCGCGGACAUAGGCCUCGUCUCCCGGGCCUACAGCAAGAUGGGCUGGCGCUCGUCCAAGACGAUAUCGUACCUGAGCCGACAGAUGGUGCGGCUGCUCCGGAACCCAGAAACGGCGGCGCUCGUCCAGCCGCAGGAUUUGGCCGCGCUGGUGGGGGCGUACCCGCAGCUGUCGAUAUCCGUGGGCAAGAAGAAAGAGGGAGGCGCACUGGACCUGUGGAGGGCGGUGGCCGUCGCGGUGCCCUCGCACAUGCAGCAGAUGAGGCCCAGGCACUUCACGGUCAUCCUGAACACGUACGCCAGGAUGGGCUUUUCGUUCACGGCCAUCCACAGCCACACCAGGCGUAUGUUCGAGGCAUGUGCGAACCACCUCGUCCCGCGCCUCGCGGACCCUGGGCCAGGUCCGCGGGCGGCUGGGGACGAGGCGGUCGAUGCUGCAGGGGCGGAAGGGGUGGACGUCUUCUCUGCGAGGGACGUCGCCAUCAUCUGCAACGCCUACGCCAAGGUCAGGGCGGGGCCCUACGUCCGGCCUCUGAUGCAGGCCGUCGCGGCCAGGGUGGUGGCGGGGGCCGCGGAGGGUGGGGCCCACUUCCACCAGGAUACGGCGAACGUGCUCAACGCGUUCGCGAUGCUGGAGGUCACCAGCCCCGAGGCGUUCGAGGCGGCCGCGCCAGGCAUCGUGGAGCACGUGGCGACCUAUACGGCCCAGUCCCUUGCCAACGUGGCCCACGCAUACGCAAAGCACGACACGAGACACAUAGCGCUCCAGGAAGCGGUGGCGCAGAUGUCCCUGCGGCUUCUCGACCGCUUCAUGCCCGUCCACCUCGGGCAGCUUGCCUACGCGUUCGGCCGCCUCAGGGUGCGCCACGACGAGUUCUUGUCCGGCCUCAGGGACGAGGUGAUCUACCGCGGGACGGUGGGCAGGAGUUUGCAGAGAGUCAGCAGCAUGUACACCUUCCCGCUCGCCUGUAUUGGGCAGAUAACCCAGGGCGCGGCGCGCCUCGGGAUGCGCGAUCAACGGCUGUAUUUCGUGCUGUUCGACAUGGCCCGCCAGAGGGAGCGCGAGUUUGCGAGGAGGAUGCGGAGCAAGGAGAAGGCAGCAGCCGAGACCGAGGAAGGGGGCGGCGAGGCAAACCUGAGCCUCGCGGCUAAGAUGGCCAUCCGGGGCGAGUGCCCAGAGCUGCUGACGGGCCACCUGCUGUCCGUGCUCGUGUCCGCGUUCUCCAGGAGCAAGGCGGACUUCCACUCGUUCCUCCGGUGGGUACCACGGCAGGUGGAGUCGCUGAAGGGGCAGUACACCACCUCGCAGCUCGCCACCAUCUUCAGCUCCUGCGCGCGCCUCGGGAUCGCGCACCCACCCAUGUACAAGGAAAUCCUGCAGCACGCGAGGCCACGCGUCGCGCAGAUGUCCCCGAAGGCCCUCGCGAAGCUGAUCCGCGGGAUGUCCGACGUGAGGAUGUACAAGCGCGUGCUGAUGAGGCAGGCCGUGCAGGUCAUCUCGCCUCGCCUGCUGGACCUGGACGUGCUCGACCUCUGCGACCUGCUCUCCGGCUGUGCGCGGCUCGCGUACCGCGACGAGCGCUUCUUGCGUGUGCUGGCGGCGGCCGUGCGCUCCAAGAAAGACGAGAUGAGAGCAGGUCAGCUUGCGUCGGCUCUGAUAGACUUCAGCCACAUGCGAGUGGCGCACCACAAGUGGUACAACUUCGUGCUUUUUGAGCUGUUCCGGCGCCAACAUGAACUGAACCAACGGGACGCUACCAAGGUCGCAAAGGCCAUGGUGCUUGUUGCCGCUUCUAAGCAGCAUGACCCUUCGGCCACCACUGGGAAGGUGCAGAACGACGAUGGAGAGGAAGUCUGGUAUCCUUUUGACCAGCACAGGGGGAUAAUGUUUAGCAUGCUGAACGUGGUGCACGGCAAACGUCAGAACCUCACCUAUCCCAUCGUGGCGCAGCUGCAGAUCAUCGAGCUGUUUCUGCGGUUCCUGGUUCCCUCCGUCUAUCGCGAGAUGCCGCAUCCCUUGAAGGUGUUACUGGCCAAGGCCAGGCGAGUGAACCUAGCAGUGGACGACUACAUGAAUAACUCUUCCAAGAUGCACAGGGACAUUUCCAAGUGCUUCACGGAGGUCGGCCUAAAUCACCGAAGCGAGGUGUUCAUCGGCCCGUUCAUGCUGGACAUGGUGAUCGGAAACAAGGUGGUCGUGGAGGUCGAUGGCCCCUCGCACUUCUACAGGGACACCAACAGCCGAACCGCCGCCAGCCUGCUGAAAUCCGCGCUGCUCACCUCCAUGGGCUUCCGCGUCAAGCACCUGCCCUACCAGGAGUGGUCUCAGUGCGGCACCGCCGCGAAGCGCACGCUCUACUGCGCGGCCUUCUGGCGGGAUGUCCUGGCGCAGGGCGAGGGCGAGCCAGCGCGGCCCUCGGCACCGCUGGUGGACAUCGUGGAGAUGCUGGUGCGGUCGCAGCAGCGGCCGGGGCCGCCCGCCAGUGCCGGCGCCGCGCCGCCAGGCCCCGCAUUCUACGGCGAGGACGCGGCGAGGUGGGACGAGCUGGAGGCGCGGGCAGACAGCCGGGCCGGGGAGCUGAACGCCGGGGAGCCCGGCGCGGAGGGCCGGCCCGCGGAGGGCCCAGUGAGGCGCGCCAGAUUCUGUCCAGGAGUCACUAUUCAGGCAGAGCUGUUUCUGGAGAUCUGGUUGGUCGGCAGCAGUACGAAGGACCACCAGAAACGGGACCACAGGGUGCAGAAGGUCAUCCAGGAUACCAUGCUGUGCACCAAGGAGUAUGCCGAGCGGCACAGGAUCUACCAACCACCUCCUGCUGUUCGCGACAUCCCUCGCCGCAAUCAGGAGACCACCUCGAAGAUGAACGUGCUGGCGGAGGACAAGGAAGCGAGAGACGGCAUCAACAAAACGAAGGAGCAUAUUGUGGUGAACGAGCAGAAGAUGGAGAGCUUCGCGACGGACAUGAUGGUCCACGAGAUGACGGUAGACUACUGGGAUGACUUGCUGGCUGAAACGAUGGACCCAGACUCAGCUGAGCGGCAUGAGAUGUUUGACUUCGACGCAGCAGUUGGCCAGCAAAUGCGGGGCGACGAUGAUCGGAGUGCUGCUACGCGCACCUUCGAAGCUGAAGCUGAAGCGGAGGCCCUACUCAUUUACGACGCCGAGCAGAAGGACCUCGAGGAUGCAGCCGGCAAGUGGCAGUUUUCAACGCUCAGAGAGACCCUCUUUGUGAUCACCCUGAAGAUGCAUCCCUGGCUCAACCUCACCGCCCACAGCUGCUACGCGCCCAACUCCAAGAAGCUCAAGUUAUUGUUGGAUGCCAAGACUCACCAGCUUCAUCUACACCGAGGCCACGCAUUCGUGCACAGCUCUGGUAGCCAGCACCGAAACGACCACAUCGUCACGAACUCAUACUUCCACUCUGCAUGCACCGACAUCAAGGUAAACUACCAUGUCGACUCCUACGGUGGACGAGACGAUCACCUUCCAGUAUACGCCGUCUUCGAGGCCACUCAUUCGCGCGCGCCCGUCCUGACCCAAGGCAAGUUGCGCUUUGGCCAGAACAAAUUUACUGAACAGGAACCACAGUUCAAGUUCAAGAACAUUUGA
Messenger RNA from Prorocentrum cordatum, 4080 nucleotides. The record is from the annotation of a GenBank genome assembly. NCBI's taxonomy places the organism in Eukaryota, Dinophyceae, Prorocentrales, Prorocentraceae.